Molecule: messenger RNA, 1349 nt
Organism: Gymnodraco acuticeps
Lineage: Eukaryota; Metazoa; Chordata; Actinopteri; Perciformes; Bathydraconidae
Gene: fkbpl
Product: FKBP prolyl isomerase like
Exons: 4
Coding region: 171-1253 (360 amino acids)
Molecular function (GO): protein binding
Source: RefSeq, a predicted model, not a curated record
CGCAACCGUGGUUACCACACACGAAGAAGAAGAGGAGGGCGGAAAUUUAAAACAGAAGAAGAAGAAAAGUGUGUUUAUUCUGACAGUUUUUAGGGUAUAUUGUAAGGGUAGCUAGUGCUUCAUAUCAGAAUUGUGUACAAGGGACACAUCCCGGUUACCCAUUUGAAACAAUGCACAGCAACGGUGAUCAUGAUGGCGUUGACGUCACCUCCUGGGUGUCAGUGUGUCCCGGAGGUCUCUGGAAAGUCCAGCGAAAGCAAACACAUGAAGAGAGUCAGGAGAUAGUUUCUUAUUCUGGAGAUUAUGCAGCAUGUUCAUCCAGUGACUGUCCAAGGUUGGGGUCUCUAUGUCGGGUCCGGGUGCGGCUUAAAGCUAACAUGGAUGGAGCAGAGAGUUUAGUAUCUGAAAUGGGAAAUGAGAAGCUGUCAGACCAAUCAGUGGCUGAGAUGACAGAGGCCACACCCUUCCCGAGGUGUCAGGACGCUGUGCUGCAGGUCCCGCUGGGUGACUGGAUAACACUGAGGCUCGGAGAGGGUCAGUGCGACAUCACUGAAGCAUGUGUGGAAAGGAUGAGAGCGGGACAUAAAACUGAGAUACUGAUAUCUCGAGUGGAAAAUGGACAACACGUCUCUGCUCCUGCUAAAGCAAAACUGCCUUUAUUUGCCACAGUUGAACUCAAAUCUUGCACACCAGGCAAGGAAUCCUGGGAGAUGAGUCCUGAUGAAAAGUGGCAGUGGGUGAAGUCACACAAAGAGCGGGGUGGAGUGAGAUUCAGGAGUGGGGAUGUGUGGGGAGCAGCUGACAGCUACAGUCGAGCGCUCAAACUUAUCAUCACUCUCCGUGUUCAUGGUAGAGAGGAGGAGGAAAAAGAGCAGGAAGCAGAAGAACAGAGAGACACAGACACUGGUGAUAAAACGCAUCAACAUCCUUCAGCUAAUGAAGUCAAAUCCAUCAAAGCAGAACUCCACUCAAACCUGUCCUUGUGCCAGCUUAAAGUGAACCAACCCGAACGAGCUAAGGCCAGUGCAACCAAAGCUACUCUGCUGGAACCAGGUGGAGCUAAAGCCUGGUACCGCAUGGGCCAAGCCUGCCAGAUGUUGAAUGAGCUGGAGGAGGCCAGGAAGGCUUUUAGGAAACUGCUGGAGCUGCAGCCAGAAUCACCUGCUGCUCUGAAGGCACUUAAAGACAUUGCAAGUAUAGAGAAAGAGAACAAUGCUCAGUUGGGACUUAGACUCAGCAAAAUGUUCAGCUGAACAGUGAAUCCUAUCCAGUUAUUAACAGAUGUUAUCUGUGGAACUGUAUGUUUCUUCUUAUGAAUUAGCAUUAAAUGGGUACAGCCACUGACUGAA